Acipenser ruthenus (sterlet) is the source of this 6678-nucleotide messenger RNA. Its product is annotated as transcriptional enhancer factor TEF-1-like. Gene Ontology annotation, biological process: hippo signaling; regulation of transcription by RNA polymerase II; embryonic organ development. Gene Ontology annotation, cellular component: transcription regulator complex. NCBI's taxonomy places the organism in Eukaryota, Metazoa, Chordata, Actinopteri, Acipenseriformes, Acipenseridae. The record is from RefSeq and is a predicted model, not a curated record. Bases 1555 to 2508 code for a protein of 317 amino acids. Gene Ontology annotation, molecular function: RNA polymerase II cis-regulatory region sequence-specific DNA binding; DNA-binding transcription factor activity, RNA polymerase II-specific. The transcript is spliced from 9 exons.
AAGAACAAAUAAUGAAAGGAGAAUGCUAAAAACAAAUGCUAUAUUGUUACAUGUUUCAAAGACAUAGGUUCUUACCACAAUACUUGCAUGGUGUCAGUAACAGACUUCCUUGUAAAUAAACAGAAAGUUUGGUUUUGAAUGUAAAACGGGCAGCAUGCUGGCAAGUGGUUUUGGCUGUUAGUGGCUGGCUGUGAGCUGUGCUAACUGAACAAGGGAUGAUAGGGCAUCAGUGGAAUGCCUUGGUUUGAAAUAUUGUAAUUGGUUACAGUAUUAAAGCGUAAUGCUACAUUGAAAUGCUUCAGGUUUAGGCUCUUGUAUUGCUUUUCCACAUACUUUUCUUUACAAACGCUAGUCCCAUCCUCCCCCCCCCCCCCCCCCCUCCUCAUUUUCCUAGAAAUAACAAAAGGCGGCAAAAAUCAGGCUUUGGCACUUGAAAUGCUCUUGUUUCCCCAUCUUAAUUUCUUACAGACUGAUCUGAAAUCGAUAAUUCUCUUUUGCUGCAGCAAUGAACAGAAGUGUUUGAAGAAAUGUACCUAAUAAAUAACAUUGAGAUAUAUAUAUAUUUUUUUCUCUUACAAAUGUUUUCUUUUGAAUCGCUGUAUAUAGUGUAUAUUUUAGAACAUGCAACAGUAAAGAUAACUCACAUGGGUUUUUAAUUGAAUAACAAAAAGCUAGCUUCAAAUCUCCUUUUGAUGUUCACAGUCCUCUGCAUUUUGAAACACAAUGAGAUGAAUUAAUUGCCGCUCAUUAGGCAGUAUGUUGGGACAGCUUUGAAUGCACGUUCUUUCAUGGCCAUUGCCUGUUGCCUGGCUAAAAUAGCCAGCUUUUGUAUGUGUUACUGCCUACCUUAAUGAAAAGCCAAUUAGAUACCAGAGAGAGAAGAAUUCAAGUACAGCCCUUCCAUUUAUGCAUAGAACUUUUGUGUUUUCACAUUUUCUAUUUUUAUCCUCUAUUGUGUUACCUGACAUGUUAUCUUGUUAUUGUCUGUGUCAGUGAAAUGGUUUUUCAUGAAUAGGAUGCAAUACAAACUAGUGAAGCCCCCUUUAUGUGUUUCAUAUUUUUAAUUACCGGUACUGAGGAGUUCUUUUUAGAAAUACAUUUGAAAGGGGGCUCAUGUUGGAUAAAAUAAAAAUAUGUACAAAUAUGUAAUUUCAUAAACGGAUUACUGUUUAGAAGUAGCAUUGAUUAAUUAAAACAUAAAUUGGAUUAUGCAGUCACAGCAGAGAUAACUAUCGACUAUACUGUUAAAAAGAAUACCAGUCAGCUUGGUGGAACAUAUUAAGAUGUGUAUUGUUUUUUAUAUGAAAUAUUUGACAAGUGACCCUAUUCACAAAGAUCUUUGGUCGAAAAUGAAUACAGUUACUGCAAGUUGAAGUUUUGUGAACAGUGACUAUUUAUAUUUGAAUCUGUUUUAAAUACUGUACAAAAGAUUGGUAACAUUUUAAAACCGAUAAGUCUUAAAAUGUGCCUCAAAAGUUGAAGAACUUUACAUGCUCAGACAGCAAGGGGCUUAAAGUACAUGUCCUCUUAUUUGUUUGUAUUCAGGUAACAAGCAUGGAUCAAACCGUGAAGGACAAAGCACUACAAAGCAUGGCAGCAAUGUCAUCCGCACAGAUCGUGUCAGCCACUGCCAUCCACAAUAAACUAGGCUUGCCUGGCAUUCCUCGCCCGGCUUUUCCAGGAACACCUGGGUUUUGGCCGGGAAUGAUAUCUACAGGUCAACCAGGAUCCUCGCAUGAUAUAAAGCCAUUUGUUCAGCAAGCAUAUCCAAUCCAACCAGCAGGAACAACACCUGUUCCAGGGUGUGAUUCUGCAGUAACAGCGGCCCCCUCAGUACCUGCCUGGCAAGGCCGGUCCAUUGGAACAACCAAACUGAGACAGGUGGAGUUCUCGGCAUUCCUCGAGCAGCAGAGAGACCCCGAUUCGUAUAACAAGCACCUCUUUGUACACAUCGGGCAAACCAACCAUUCCUACAACGAUGCCCUACUUGAAUCAGUAGACAUUCGUCAGAUUUAUGAUAAAUUCCCAGAAAAGAAAGGAGGCCUGAAGGAGCUGUUUGGCAAGGGACCGCAUAAUGCCUUCUUCCUUGUAAAAUUCUGGGCUGACUUGAACUGCAAUAUCCAAGAUGAUGCAGGAGCAUUCUAUGGUGUCACAAGCCAGUACGAGAGCUCUGAAAACAUGACAAUUACCUGCUCCACUAAGGUGUGCUCGUUCGGAAAACAAGUUGUGGAAAAAGUAGAGACUGAAUAUGCAAGGUUUGAGAAUGGACGCUUUGUAUAUAGGAUAAGUCGCUCGCCCAUGUGUGAAUAUAUGAUCAAUUUUAUUCACAAGCUUAAACACUUGCCAGAAAAAUACAUGAUGAACAGUGUAUUGGAGAAUUUCACCAUUUUACUGGUGGUAACAAACAGGGAUACACAGGAGACUCUUCUUUGUCUGGCAUGCGUGUUUGAAGUGUCGAACAGUGAGCAUGGAGCCCAGCAUCACAUCUAUAGGCUUGUGAAGGAAUGAGAGAGGAACAUUUUACUGAAAACCUUAAACAGAGACUAAACCUCAAUACAAGUGGCAGUGCCUCGAAUCAGAAUCACACCCACGUUUUUGUUUGUCGGAUUUGGGUGAAGUCAUUUUUAUGAUGUAUAUGUGUACGACUACAGCUGUGAAUUGCGGUACAGUUGUAAAAACUUUUGAUACUGAAUUAGUUAUUCAUUUUAACAGAUGACUAAUCAAUGCCUGUUCUUAGGAAGAUGUGUGUGUGUGUGUGUGUAUGCGUGUAUGUGUGUCAGUUCUAAUGUAUUAUAGUAGUAUCUGUUGGUGGGGUUGUAUCAGAUUGCUAGACCUUUUAUUUUAAUUUUUUUUGUGUGGUAUCAAUUGAGAAAAAAAAAAGUAAUUAUCAAAGACACUAGCCAUUAUAACAUGGGACAUCUAAGCUCUGUAUAAUAUAUUGAACUAUUGUGAUUGUGUUUUUUUUUCCAAAGAAAGUAUUUCAUCAAAAGACAUAAUUUUGGAUAAAUGAAUAUUAAAAAAUGCUAGUUUUAAGAUAAAGAUAAUAGCCAGCCUAUUUAGAAAUACACUACAAAGUUAAAACAUUUGCAGCUUGGAGGAGAUCAACAGGAAUUAUGGUCUCUGAUAUUCUCUUAAACAGGGUUCAUUUGUCUGAAUCUCUUAAUACAAAGCCACACUACUCUUUCACUGUUUGAAAACGAAAGGUGAAGACUGAAUGCACUGUGAUAUAUAAACCUAGUCUUUUAGGUUUACCUCGGCCGUACCAAUAAUCACUUUGCAAUAAGAAUGUUGCAUAUUACAUUUGCAAAUUCAAAGAAUUCUAUGAAAUCCCAUCCCUUAAGCUGCAGAAGGUUUUCACAAUAAAGUAUUAGUACUGCUAAUAAAACGGAACAGCAGUACAUUCUCACAAAUCGUUUGUUGCCUUGUCCUAAGCACUUGGGUUUUCAGGUAGGACACGCCUUAUUGAGGUAUCUUGUUUUGUUAGCCUUUCUUGAUCAAUAACAGGCAUUCUGUGUAAAUAUAAUUGUAUGUGAGGAUCACAUGUUAAAGAAAAUUGACAACAAGAAGAAACAGUAAAGUUUAAAAACAGUUUCCACUGCAUUAAUCUGCUGUGGUGCAUCAUUCCCGAACAGGUUCUAUAUUUAGUUUUUGUUUGCCAAUAUCAGUUGGUUGCUGCCUUUACAUACACAUCAAGUCCUAUGAAAUCUGUGGUGUACACCAUUCAUUUUAUAUAAAUUCAAGCCUUAAAUGUGGUGGUGUGAUAUCCAAAAGAUGCCACUAAAACUGUGAGCUCUUUCCUAAGCUGGAAGACUUUCUUGUUAUUGUCAGUCUGUGUAGGAGUAUAUCAUUCAAAACUGCCAAAGUAUAUCAGUAUACAGUGCCUUAGUGUAUGUUGUAAUACUGACCUCUGUUGUCUGCCUGUAACAAAUGUAACGUCAAUCUUGGUCUGACAUUUUAUUUCAAGGUAAACCUGAAAUAACCAACUUUACACAUUGGAAUGAAUUACUGCGAGUUACACAAUAUGCACACAAUUGGAACUAGCCUACAGUUACAAAAAAAAAGCUACAGAAAGUACUUCUUUUACAGGGUAGAACUUAAAACACUAAAUAAAUGUUGCCUUUUCUCUAAAUGACCAAAAGCUAUGACCUGAUCCUUCGCGAUUUCCUGCACCUGUAGCAUGAAAGUGCCUUUGGUUUGGAACUUCCAGCUUAGAAAAGACUGAAUCAAUUGUAAGUAUUAUCUGUAGCAAGACCAAAAAAAUAAAAAAAAAAGAGAAUAAGAGAUCACCACAAUGCCUUUUUAUGUUUUCUAAAAAAAAAAAAAAAAAGUUUAAGGAGAAAAGGAAAGUGGGAUUCAUUUAUGUGAAUGUAACAAUGUCAUAUUCUGUAUUGAGAGAGGUUGCAGAAACACAAAAACAGCACCUGCGUGUUCAUAGCUUCAUGUAUUGUUAACACCAAUAAUUGGGCUAUUAGCUAAUUGUAAUAAGGAAAGCAGGUCUUCCAGAGUGAUUUUUUUAUUAGUUUUACUUUGAUUCAAGCUGAUAUGGAAACAGCCAUUGCACUGAGAAUGAGACCCUUUCAUUAUCAUUUGUACAGUGAUUUAUUAUUAGUGAAUACUACAACUGCUGCAAGUGUUCUUUCUUGCAUUGGCAGCACCGGUUUCUAUGUACCUCAGUAUCUAAAAGAUUUUGAAAAGGAAACAACUGGAUUGGUUUCUAGUAUUUUGCAGAAUAAGUCCCCUUCUACUGGACAUAUUUAUAUUAGGUUUCUGACAAGAUUCAAGACCAAGUAUGAGAGAACUUUAUCUAAUGUGUUAGUUUUUCUGGAAUAUGACUAAAGUGCAGUAGAUGCAUUCAAUUUGGGCCUGCAUUGUGGGCUCCUGAGUGGUGCAUCCGGUGAAGGCACUCCACGUGGAGUGCAGGAUGCGCUCUAUAGCCUGGAAGUCGCCGGUUUGAGUCCAGGCUAUUCCACAGCCGACCGUGGACGGGAGCUCCCAGGGGGCGGCACACAAUUGGCCGAGCGUCGCCUGCGGGGGGUAGGGUUUAGGUCGGCCAGGGUGUCCUCGGUUCACCGUGCACCAGCGACCCCUGUAGUCUGACUGGGCACCUACGGUCUUGCCUGUAGCUCUUGGGUGGCUGCAUGGUGAGUCCGCAGUGUGAAAAAAAGCGGUUGGCCGACGGCACACGCUUCGGAGGACAGCGUGUGUUCGUCUUCGCCCUCCCGAGUCAGCGCAGGGGUGGUAGCGGUGAGCUGAGCCUAAAAAUAAUUGGCCAUCCCAAAUUGGGAGAAAAUAAUAAAAAUUGGCAACGACUAAAUUUAAAAAAAAGUUAAAAAAAACGGAUUCUCAUGAAUAAUUGCCUUAUUGUUAGGAAUGGUAGAAAACACCCUUUGACUUUUAGGAUUCAAGCAAGUCCCAAGAAACAAAACAGUUGAAUAUAUAUAUAUAUAUAUAUAUAUAUAUAUAUAUAUAUAUAUAUAUAUAUAUAUAUAAUGUAUGUAUGUGUUACCAUAGUUUACUAUUGUAGCUUCAGUGACCUGACAAAAAAGGAAGGAAUUCAGCUGAUGCAAUUGCUGUUAGAUAAAUCACUAAAUCACUUUGGAGGACCUGUGUCCUCUCAGUGCCAGAAUGUCACCUGUUUAGAUUCCAGUUUAUGGAGUUUCAAAAAGUUUUAAUCUAAUCAAAAUACACCAGUCCCAGAAUUUUUUUAAAUAUUUCUAUUAAAUUAUCAAAAUCAGAAAGUUUCUAUAUUAAAGCGUCUCUAGUAUCCCUGUACAGGUUAUGGGAUUUUAGGUAACUUUUUUUUUUUUUAAAUAAUCACUCGCUAGAACGCUACGUGCCUGAAGUAGACUAUGGAGUUUUAUAUUGUUUCAAAUCAAAUAGUUUUUAUUGUUGUAUCUCCAGGUUUUGUUUUGUGUUAACAGCUGUUUUGCCCUGUGUAUUUGUUCACAUUUAUAAAUAACUUAAGAAAAUUAACUCAGUUCAUGUUUUUAUUGUGUUAUGUGUAUAAAAUUGGUUUUGUGAUGACAGCAUAUUCAAAUAAGGUCAUUGGUGAACUUGUUACUGCACUGCUGCUGGUAACUUUGAUAUGUAAAUUCCAUUUUGAAGCAUGUUAUAAUACUGCUUGUUUAAAUUUGGAUAAUAGGGUUGUUUCUUAGCUUUUACAUUUCGUGAUUGUUAAAAAAAGAUUUUAAUAUUAUGGUUACACAGAAAUCAAAAGGAAUUUCAAUACAAACCUAUCAGCAGUACAGGUUUUUUUAAAUAUAUUUGUUAUUAUCUUUGUAGGUACUGGUACCUUUUGUUUAUAAUCAUUUUAAAUGUUGCCUUUUAAAGUGAGUGAACUUAUCUUUAGUUCAGAUAGUAUCAUGAGAAUUAUAGGGUUUGUGUGCAGAGAAUUUUUUUUUUUUAAAGGUGCUUUGUAUAAAAACCAUGUGACCUGUCUUUCUUGGUACAAUUGUGUGAUAUCUUUAAUAUCCAUGACAGUAAAGUGCAAUUAUUUCAUCACUUCAAAAGAAAAAAAACCUGCUUCACGUGUGUGUGUUCUUUUAUUGCAGAUGUUCUUGUCUUUGCUAAGUAACACAUUUUGAUGCCUCCUUGAUAACGUGGUAGACAUUUUCUAGCUUUCUAGGAACUUUGUAUGCAUACAAUAUCAACUGACAAUAAAUAAAAUUUGAAACCCUG